Syzygium oleosum is the source of this 1540-nucleotide messenger RNA. Its product is annotated as snRNA-activating protein complex subunit. The record is from RefSeq and is a predicted model, not a curated record. The transcript is spliced from 11 exons. Lineage: Eukaryota; Viridiplantae; Streptophyta; Magnoliopsida; Myrtales; Myrtaceae. Gene Ontology annotation, cellular component: snRNA-activating protein complex. Gene Ontology annotation, molecular function: RNA polymerase II cis-regulatory region sequence-specific DNA binding; RNA polymerase III type 3 promoter sequence-specific DNA binding; bent DNA binding. Gene Ontology annotation, biological process: snRNA transcription by RNA polymerase III; snRNA transcription by RNA polymerase II. The coding region runs from base 49 to 1521 and encodes 490 amino acids.
UCCUCCUCCUCCUUCGCCUCCUCCUCCGUGGGCGGCGGUGCUGCAGAGAUGGUGGAAGAAGAAUCGAGCGUGACCACCGGCGCUGCUCAAGAAGAAUGCUGCAGCAGCGCCUCCAUUGCUCGAGGCGGGCCCCUCUUCGUCCCCAACUUCAUCGGCCCUCUCACUCGCGCCCCCGAGUUCGAAGCUUCUCUCCUCCGCGAGCUCGAGAAGCUGAAGGCGGAGGUUUCUUGCGGUUUGCAGCAAGAGUGCGAUGAGGACUUAUCUGUGGAUGAGCUCAAAGUGUUCAGUGAGGAAGAGUUGGUAGACAUGGCUAUGAAGGAGGCGUUUCAAGAUCAGGAACUUCUUGAUUGUUCUGAACAGCAUCCAGAAGGCCAAUCCAAUUCUAGGCAUGAAGAUGACCAAGGAGCAACAAGCCGAGACCAUCCAAAUUUAGAGAACUCAGCCAGCCAAGGAGAAGCCUCAAAUGCAUUAGAAUGCUUUAAUGGAUUUCAUUCUCAAAAAACAGCUAGAAAUUCGAGCACAAAGAACUCCAAGAAAAGAACGAGAAAUGAGGAAAACAGUCAAGCUCUUGAACAUAGUUACAUGGGAAAAGUGGAUGAAAUUGUGAAGAUCAAACUAAAGCAGGAUGAAGACAAGGAAGCAGCAAGGCUGCAUUCAUUCAAUGCCAUCUGUAAGAUUGAUGAAGGUGCUGUUCCACCUAUGGAGAGAGUUGAGAGGUUGCAAACCUUGAGGUUGACAAACUCUGAAGUGAAGGUGAAAUCAUCAGACCUUCAGGAAAACAUGCCUGUGUUGUAUCCUGAAAUUGUUCUUUGCGUGGAGGUUUACCAUAACGUAAGGAGAUGGAUCAAGACACAAGAGUUCUUGGUUCUUGGACGACAAUUGUUGACGGAAUUGAGGGACAAGAUAUAUUGCAUGAUGGACCAUAUAAUGCAGAAAGCUGGAAAGCACGAUUCUUCAGGAUAUUUCCUCAUAGAAGAUUUCUUUUGCAAUGAUUUGAGGGACCCCGCUGCUAUAGAUUACAGCAAACCCAUCCUUGAGUGGCUUAGGAGUUCAAAGGAGGAAGCUCUCAAAAAAUGGGAGUGCAUCCUAGCUGGUGAGUUGGGGCAGAAGCAGAAGGAUGUUGUAGGUGACACAGCGAUCUCCCAACUGCCUCAAUUCAAAGCCGUGGAGAUGCAAAAGACGCGGUUUUGUGAUUUGAAAUUUCAACUAGGUGCCGCAUAUCUAUAUUGUCAUCAGGGAGAUUGCAAGCACACAAUUGUGAUUAGAGAUAUGAGGUUGAUUCAUCCAGAAGAUGUACAUAACCGAGCGGCUUAUCCUAUUGUCACGUUCCAGCAGAAAACACGUGCACAAAAAUGCUGCGUGUGUAAGAUCUAUAGAGCUACAAAGGUAACCCUGGAUGACAAAUGGGCCAGGGAGAACCCUUGCUAUUUUUGUGAUAAUUGCUAUUUCUUGCUUCAUUACUCCAAAGACAGCUCUCUGUUGUAUAGUGACUUCUCUGUGUAUGAUUAUCACCAUGAUUAAUAGCAUUUACAUUCGCAAA